This is a messenger RNA of Closterium sp. Naga37s-1, 1176 nucleotides long. Lineage: Eukaryota; Viridiplantae; Streptophyta; Zygnematophyceae; Desmidiales; Closteriaceae. The record is from the annotation of a GenBank genome assembly.
AUGGAUGCGGCUCGGGCGGGUGUUGCAACAUUCACUCGACUCUCCACUACUGGAGCAGCUUCCCCACCAUCCCCACCACUUCCUUCCGUGGUUGAUUCAGCGGCUGGUUGGGCGAGAAAGGGGUCGCUGCGCUCCUCCUGGUCGAUAUCUUCGGUUAUCCUUCUUAAAGCCUGUCGCCCCGCCACCUGGAAAGCUGCGGGUUCCGGUAGGUCGCCGGUAGUGUCUGGCUCGGUGACUGUCUCGAAGAAGCCGCCACUGCCGUCCGCACCAAAACCGCCUCCCUCCGUGAUGGGGCCCCCGAGUCCGCCGGCGCCGGCUCCACCUGUCGCAGAGCCUCAUCCUCCAGCUGCGGCUGCUCCUCACGCGCGCGGUCCUGCGGGGCCUGCUCCCGUUGCCCUUGUUGCUCUUGAUGCUCCCGUUGAGUCACCAGUUCCCGUUGCCGUCGUUGAUCUUCCCCCGGGCGCCCCGAUCCUCGAUGCGCCGCUUGUCUCUGUCGCUCUGCCUGCCCCGGUUGCUGAUGUUGGUUCAUCACCGCACGCGGUGUCCGCCACCACUGGCGGCCCGGGGCCGGGGGAGGUGGGGGGGGCGUUGCGCUAUCGGCUCCCGUCCUACCGACUGCGGCGACAACGCUCUGCCGCUGCUCAUGGGAACCGGAUGCGCCUGCCGUGGGUUCCUCCUGUGGCGGGUAUGGAGUUUGUGACCGCGGCUGGAGGACCGGUGACGGCGCAAUAUCCCUCUCUACUGCCUGUUGCUCCUGCUCCUCCGGCCGUAUCGGUGCCAGUACAGUCACUGGUGGGGCCCCUUCCGUCAGCCGUAGUGCCGGAGGCGUCGCUGGGGCAGCUAUGGCGCCUCUCUGAGGGUCUGCGGACAGUGCACCUGAUUCAGGUGUAUGGUCAUGCGGCUCUCUCCCAGGGUGCUCAUCUGGACCCUGGCCCCCGGGACGAGUGCCUGGAUGCCGCGGAUCGACUGGCCGAGCUCCUGGCGCCCGUGUUGGCUGCGCCCGCGUGGGGUGGAGUUGCGGGCGUUGGACAGCUGGGGACGGCGGUCCGUGGUUUACGCCGGUUGUUGCGCGCGGGCUCUGCCGUCGACUUGAUCGGCGCAACGACAGUGGUGGUGCGCGAGCUUCAUCGUUCUCUGACGGGUCUUCUCGCUGUCCUUGAUGCGGAUCAGAUGUAG